UCCCCACCACCGCUCGGUUAGCCAAUGAGCAAACAGCUUUUGGAUCGCUGGGCCACAGUGGGGCCUAUAUAAAGGCGCAUUUUAGUUGAACCAUGCACUCGCUUACAACACGUCGUAUUGUACGCACCAUUAACUGACCACUCUGACUACUGAAGAUGGCUAGAACCAAGCAAACAGCUCGUAAGUCAACUGGAGGAAAGGCUCCCCGCAAACAAUUGGCGACAAAGGCUGCUCGUAAGAGUGCGCCUGCAACCGGUGGUGUAAAGAAGCCACAUCGUUACCGUCCUGGAACAGUUGCUCUUCGUGAAAUUCGCCGUUACCAGAAGAGCACAGAGCUGUUGAUUCGCAAAUUGCCGUUCCAGCGAUUAGUUCGUGAAAUUGCUCAAGACUUCAAGACUGACCUUCGCUUCCAGAGCUCCGCUGUGAUGGCUCUGCAAGAAGCGAGCGAAGCCUAUCUCGUUGGAUUAUUUGAAGACACCAACCUUUGUGCAAUUCACGCCAAGAGGGUUACCAUCAUGCCUAAAGAUAUCCAGUUGGCACGCCGAAUCCGCGGAGAACGUGCCUAAAUUCUUCAAUUAAUAAUUUUAAACGGCCCUUUUCAG
Messenger RNA from Odontomachus brunneus, 602 nucleotides. RefSeq names its product histone H3. The record is from RefSeq and is a predicted model, not a curated record. Lineage: Eukaryota; Metazoa; Arthropoda; Insecta; Hymenoptera; Formicidae. The coding region runs from base 156 to 566 and encodes 136 amino acids. Gene Ontology annotation, cellular component: nucleosome. The transcript has a single exon. Gene Ontology annotation, molecular function: structural constituent of chromatin; DNA binding; protein heterodimerization activity.